AUGACAGCAGAGACAAAGUUGGGCACGCUCCACCUCCACGCGCACCCGGAGCUGUCCUUCGAGGAGCACGAGACGGUGGCGUACAUCCGGUCGGUGCUGGAGGGCUUUGGGUGUGCUGCGCUGAGCAUGUCGAACCCUGUGCCGACGGCGCUGGUUGCGGACCUUGUUGGCGGCGCUGGUGCUGGGCCGAUCAUUGCGCUGCGUGCGGACAUCGACGCGCUGCCGCUGCACGAGGAGACGGACGUGCCGUUCAAGUCGCAGAGGGCGAACGUGAUGCACGCGUGCGGGCACGACACGCACACGGCGAUGCUGCUUGGCGCUGCGAAGGUGCUGUGCGCGCACGCUGCGGAGAUCUCUGGCACGGUGCGGUUCGUCUUCCAGCACGCGGAGGAGCUGCCGCCCGGCGGUGCGGUGGAGCUGGUGAAGCUGGGUGUGCUGGAGGGUGUGAAAUGCAUCUUCGGCCUGCACGUGUCACCGCACCUGCCAACGGGACGCGUGGGGACGAUGGGUGGUACGAUCAUGGCCGGCGGGGACAACUUCGCGCUGCGCAUCCGCGGCCGUGGCGGCCACGCGUCGACGCCGCAGCUGCUUGUGGACCCUGUGCCGAUCGCUGCGGAGGUGGUGACGGCCCUGCAGACGGUCGUGUCGCGGCGCUUUGACCCGAAGGUGGUGCCGGUGUUGUCGAUUACGACGAUGACGACCGGGCCGAACGAGAGCCACAACGUGAUCCCUGACGAGGUGAAGCUGCUGGGGACGGUGCGCUCGUUUGCGCGGGAGGUGCGGGAGCGGGCGCCCGCGCUGAUCGAGUCGGUCGCGAGGGGCGUGGCUGCUGCGCACGGGGCGACGGUGGAGUUUCGUGUCAUGCCGGGGUACGCGUGCACGGUGAAUGACGCGACGGUGGCCGCGGAGGUGGCUGCGAUGGCGCGCCGGGUGCUGGGCGAGGACAAGUUUGUGCCCAUGACGCAGCCUGUCAACGGCGGCGAGGAUUUCUCCGCGUACUUGGAGGCGAUCCCGGGCUGCUUCGUGUUUGUGGGCAUGCAGAACUUGGCGGAGGGCUACGGGGCCUGCUCGCUGCACUCCGCGCGUGUAAAGAUCGAUGAGAAGGCGUUCCUGACUGGCGUGCGGCUCCACGUUGGCUUUGUGCAGGAGCGGCUGAUGCAGUAG
Messenger RNA from Leptomonas pyrrhocoris, 1164 nucleotides. Its product is annotated as putative Aminoacylase putativen-acyl-l-amino acid amidohydrolase. The record is from RefSeq and is a predicted model, not a curated record. The coding region runs from base 1 to 1164 and encodes 387 amino acids. NCBI's taxonomy places the organism in Eukaryota, Euglenozoa, Kinetoplastea, Trypanosomatida, Trypanosomatidae. The transcript has a single exon. Gene Ontology annotation, molecular function: hydrolase activity.